AUGGGCUCCUCGUCGCCGUUUCAAGAUAAUUCCGACCUCGACUCAUUGUUGGAUCCGGUGCAGAAGUUCUUGGGCCGCCUCGACCGAUCUGUGAAGGAUCCACACGCGAUACCCUUCCAUGUGCAACAUUGGAACCCAGUUUACAAGUCAAUCCGCAAGCAUUGUCCCGCGCUCGAACCAUACGCCGACGAACCUCUCAUCGUCUUGGCCGUGCAACCCUUCCUGCCCCCCUUAACCCAAUCUUUACUGGUGUCAUGGGUAAAUGGGUCGACAGCGCAGUACUUUCAUUACCACUGGCCGUUGCGCCUGCGCUCGCCGAAUUUCGUGGAGGCUGCCUUAGUGAUGAUUGCUCUCUAUGUGUUUGAAAUGCUCGUCAAUCCUCCACUGGAUCGGACUGAUGUUCGUCUAGUGGACGACUUCAAGAGCCUUAUCGAUGGCCAAUGGGUAUGGUGCCGGAAAGAGCUCGUCUAUCGACUCACUUGGUCAUUAACCAACGUUCUUAUGACCGAAGUUGAGGAUUCAGGUGGCUCUCCCCACGUGAAAUUUCUGUCUACAAUUUUGAAGAAUCUCUUCAAACCGGAUCCGAAUGUCUACAAACAGAAUAAGAAUGACUCGUCACUUUGCACUCGAUUUUGGAAAGCACGAUUCCAAGGACAAUCGUGCCAGGAAGCCUUUCUUCAUGUCCAGAACUGGGUUGCCUCGCCUUAUCGCGGUUAUCCCCCUGCCUUUGGGUUAUCACAGCAGUCGACGACCACAGGCGACGAACCACUAAUGUCGGACUCUUUUAAACCGCGUGUGCCACAUCGCUCCGAGGUCAAACCCAUGUCGAUUGAAAGAUGA
Messenger RNA from Rhinocladiella mackenziei CBS 650.93, 840 nucleotides. RefSeq lists its product as uncharacterized. The transcript is spliced from 2 exons. NCBI's taxonomy places the organism in Eukaryota, Fungi, Ascomycota, Eurotiomycetes, Chaetothyriales, Herpotrichiellaceae. The record is from RefSeq and is a predicted model, not a curated record. Bases 1 to 840 code for a protein of 279 amino acids.